Messenger RNA from Colletotrichum graminicola M1.001, 594 nucleotides. RefSeq lists its product as uncharacterized. The record is from RefSeq and is a predicted model, not a curated record. The transcript is spliced from 2 exons. The coding region runs from base 1 to 594 and encodes 197 amino acids. Gene Ontology annotation, cellular component: plasma membrane. Lineage: Eukaryota; Fungi; Ascomycota; Sordariomycetes; Glomerellales; Glomerellaceae. Gene Ontology annotation, molecular function: voltage-gated proton channel activity. Gene Ontology annotation, biological process: proton transmembrane transport.
AUGGCAUCUGAUGAGGAACCGAGCAGACCUCUGCUUUGGUCUUUCUCCGGGUUCCGCGAGAACAGACGGCCGACGCCCCUCAGUCGACAACUCAGCCAGUCGCGGAUCAGUCUUCAGGACAUGCUCUCGUCUCGGAGGAAACACUACGUCAUUCUCGCCCUGGUGUUCCUGGACGUGGCGACGCUCAUGGCCAACAUCUUUGUGGAACUCGUCGCCUGCGAUAUGAAGCGGGACGACGAACCGUGGGUCAAGAGCACGCGCCAAGGCCUCACCCUCGCCGGUCUUGUGUUCAGCUGUGUGUUCUUGGCAGAGCUGAUUCUCUGCGUGACGGCGUUUGGGUGGAGGUACUUUCACGACUGGUUUCACGUGCUGGACGGCCUAGUCAUCGUGGUGAGCUUCACCGUCGAUGUGCUCUCGCAUGGCAUCGUGGAGGAGAUUGCGUCGCUCGUUAUUGUCUUCCGUUUGUUUCGGUUUGUCAAACUCGUUGAGGAGAUGAGCAUGGGCGCAGUGGAGAGGACGGAGGGUCUCGAGGAGCUGCUGGUGACCCUCAAGCGAGAGAACGGGGAACUGAAGAGGCAGCUGGCGAUGCGAUAG